AUGCGCCAGUUCCGACCGAUGCGCUUCCUGCUGAUCGCACUUGCAGCUACCUGCCACUUCAGCAGCGGCGUCCAAGCUGCGGUUAUCGAAACGUCCUACCUCACGACGUCCGGCUACUUCGUUUCCAACGUCGACGACAGCGGGACGGCGCUCAAGCUCCAACUCACGCGAAACUCGACCGUGGCCAACGCCACGUACGGAGACGACAUCGACGCCCUCGUGGUUGAGGUGACCAAGAGCUCCAACGAUGCGGUGCGCGUCAAGGUUGCGGACGACGCAGGCGAGCGCUGGCAGGUUCCGUUCAGUCUUGACUCGACCACGACCUUCACGUACACGUCGAGCCCCUUCACGUUCCAAGUGACGCGCAAGGCGGACGGCUACUUGCUCUUCGACUCCUCGGCGCUGUCACUGGUCAUCAAGGACAAGUACGUGCAAGUGGCGACGGCUGUGAGCAGCGACGUCAACGUGUUCGGCUUCGGCGAGACGACGCAGACUCACCUGCGCGUCCAGUCGGGCGACAAGCGCACGCUGUGGGCUCGAGACCAAGGAUCCGCGAACGUCAACGUGAAUCUGUACGGCUCGCACCCGUUCUUCAUGGGGGUCAACGGCGACGGCCACGCGCACGGCGUGCUGCUACUGAACAGCAACGGCAUGGACAUGACCCUCGAGGACGACAAGGUCGUGUACCAGACCAUCGGCGGAAUCCUCGACUUCCACAUCAUCGCGGCCUACACGACUCUGAUCGGGCGUCCGAAGCUGAUGCCGUACUGGUCCUUCGGCUUCCACCAUUGCCGCUACGGCUACAACUCGAGCGCGGCGCUGCGCGAGGUGGUGCGCCAGUACAAGGCGCACGAGAUCCCGCUCGACGUCAUGUGGGCCGACAUCGACUACAUGCACGACUACGAAGACUUCACGCUGGACCCGGUGAACUUCCCCGAGGCCGACAUGACCGAGCUGCUGGCGGAGAUCCACGUCGCCGACCAGAAGUUCGUGCCCAUCGUCGACCCCGGCAUCCCCGACGAUGACGACCUGGACGCGUACACGCGCGGCCUCGAGAUGGACAUCUUCAUGAAGGACAGCGACGGCGCGCCGUACCUGGGCCAAGUGUGGCCGGGCCCGACGUACUUCCCCGACUUCUUCCACCCGCAGGCCGAGAGCUACUGGGCCGAGCAGUUCACGCGCAUGCACGCGCUCAUGGCGUACGACGGCAUCUGGAUCGACAUGAACGAGCUCUCCAACUUCUGCAACGGCCUCAACGUCACCUCACAGACCACGUGCUGCCUCGUGUGCGCGGACGACGAGAGCGAGUGGAACUCGCCUCUGUUCGCCAUCAACAACGACGGAGACCAGACGGCCAUCAACUACAAGACCGUGUCCGCGAGCGCGCAGCAGUACGGCGGCGUGCUGCAGUACGACGCGCACAACCUGUACGGCUUCACUGAGGCCAUCGCCACCAACGCGGCGCUCGAGUCCGUGCUCAACAAGCGCGCUUUCGUGCUCUCGCGCUCGACCUUCGUGGGCUCGGGCGCCCACACGGCGCACUGGACGGGCGACAACGCGGCCACUUGGAACGACCUGCAGUGGUCGAUCCCCACCAUCCUCAACUUCGGCAUGUACGGCGUCCCCAUGGGCGCCAACCCGCAGGAGACGUACGUCUGGGACUCGGUCGCUGAGAUUGGCCGCAAGUUCAUCGGCAUGCGCUACCGCCUGCUGCCGUACCUGUACACACUGGGCUACGAGGCCCACGCGACGGGACUGCCGAUCGCGUGCGCGCUUUUCUUCGAGUUCCCGGGCGACGCCAACGCGCGCGCCUCGCCGUACGUGGACAACCAGUUCAUGCUCGGUAGCUCGCUGCUGGUCGUGCCCGUGCUCACCGAGGGCGCCACCAACGUCACGGGGUACGUUCCGUUGGGCGUCUGGUACGACCUCUUCGACUACUCCAAGAUGGAGUCGACCGGCGCCGCGGUGGCGUGGAACGUCAGUCUCUACGACAUGCCCGUGCUCGUCCGCGGCGGCUCCGUGUUGCCGAUGCACCAGGCCGCGCUCACCAGCACGACAGCGCGCAACUCGUCGUACGACUUGUUGGUGGCGCUAUCUGCCAACGGAAGUGCAAGCGGCGUGCUGUACCAGGACGACAUCGAGGCGGUGAACGGGGACGAGCAGUCGACGAUCGUCGAAUUCAGCGUCUCCGGCGCGGCGUUGAGCAACAAGGUGGCGCAGAACAACUACAACGGAGAAGAUUUCACGGACGCCAUUGCGAAUGUCGUGGUGCUGGGCGUCUCGGAGGGUCCUUCUCGUGUGACGGCGACUCCGGCCGCCCUCGCCAUUGAUGUCAGUAGCGCGAACCUCAGUGUCGUCCAGGAUUUCACCGUGGUGCGAAUGAGCUUUGACACAUUCUUGCAAGUGUUAAUUGUGUUAUUGCCAUACCAAAACGUCUCCACAAUUUGA
This is a messenger RNA of Phytophthora sojae, 2448 nucleotides long. RefSeq lists its product as hypothetical. Gene Ontology annotation, biological process: carbohydrate metabolic process. The record is from RefSeq and is a predicted model, not a curated record. NCBI's taxonomy places the organism in Eukaryota, Oomycota, Peronosporomycetes, Peronosporales, Peronosporaceae. The transcript has 6 exons. Gene Ontology annotation, molecular function: carbohydrate binding; hydrolase activity, hydrolyzing O-glycosyl compounds. Bases 1 to 2448 code for a protein of 815 amino acids.